Molecule: messenger RNA, 802 nt
Organism: Cokeromyces recurvatus
Lineage: Eukaryota; Fungi; Mucoromycota; Mucoromycetes; Mucorales; Mucoraceae
Exons: 6
Coding region: 33-728 (231 amino acids)
Source: RefSeq, a predicted model, not a curated record
GUCUACUACUAAUUUUAUUUUGAUAUUUGACCAUGUCAAGAUUAUGUGCAACUGCUUUUCAAUCAUUACCCAAGCCAUUGGUACAGGAAAUACGAUUCAAAACAUUAAAUCUAUAUAAAUCAUUGUUACAAUCAAGUCAACACUAUCCUCCAGGUCAAUUGUUAAAAGAAGGCAUUAGAAAAGAAUUCAAAAAGAAUAAAUAUAAUACUUCAAGGAAAAAAAUAUCUGUAUUACUAACAGAAGCUGAAAAGACACUAGAUUAUUUAGAGAAAGGGAAAAAGGAUGAAACGAUAGCAAGUAAAAUAGUUGAAUAUGUAAAGAAAUACACAAAGAAAGAGACCAAGAAAAAAAAGCCAGCUAUUAUUCAAGUUAAAAAAAAGCCAAAGAUGACGAAAAGAAAACGUUAUCAAGUAGCUAUUACAACACGAACUGCACAUGGAUUUGAAUUUAAACGAGUUAGAGGUUGGGUACAGCCUGUUCAGACAUCGAUGAUGCUUAAAAAAAGAGUAAAGACGAAUCAAGCAAGAAUUGAUAAAAGUGAUAAACUUAAAGAGGAAUUAAAUAUGAUUCGAAUGGAAGAAAGAUUUUUAAGGCAACUGAAUUGUUUGCCUAAAGAGGGUUUAAUAGAUUAUGAAAUAAAUAUUAAAGAGGCAUUGACAGAGUUGAGCAAAUAUCGAUUCAUGAAGAAAGAGCAAGAAGAGACAUUAGAAGAAGUAGAAGAAUUAUAAUAUAACUACUACACUGAGACAAUUGAAGUAGUCUAUUCUAUACAAUAAAUAAUGGUUUUAAUGUAGUUAUUUCA